AUGCAUAUUUAUAAUGAAUUUAAAUCAACAUUUAUUGUUAUAUUUUUUCUUGGUUAUAUAUUUUUGGUUAGUGGUCUAAUUAUUAAUUUUUUUCAAUUAUGUUCCUGUAUUAUAUGGCCAUUUAAUAAGCCACUAUUUCGAAAGAUCAAUUGUUAUUUAGCAUUAGGUAUUUGGAGUCAACUUACUUUUAUGGCUCAAUGGUGGUCAAAAAGUGAUUUUGUUUUGUAUAUAAAUUCAGAUGAUCUUCAAAAAAUUGCUAAUGAAAAUAUACUUGCUAUAAUGAAUCAUAAAUAUGAUAUUGAUUGGCUUGCUGCAUGGAUGGCUUGUCAACGUUUGGGUAUGUUAAAGGGUUCAAAAAUUGUUGGUAAACAAUCUCUUAAAUUUGUACCAAUACUUGGUUGGUCUUGGAUUUGUACAGAAACAAUAUUUGUACGACGUGUAUGGGAAAGUGAUCGUGAAACACUUGUUAAAGAUCUACGAAAAACACUUGCUAAUUAUCCAAAAAAUCAUUAUUUUAAUCUUAUGCUUUCAUGUGAAGGUACUCGAUUUACUGAAAAAAAACGAUUAGCAAGUAUGAAAAUUGCACGAGAAAAAGGUUUACCAGAACUUAAACAUCAUCUUCUACCACGUACAAAAGGUUUUACAUUAUUAAUACAAGGAGCAGAAAAUCGAAUUCAAUCAGUAUAUGACAUAACACUUGGUUUUAAAAAGACUGAAGCCGAACCAACACUUCUUAGUAUAUUAAAAGGACAUUCUUGUCAAGCAGAACUAUUUAUUAGACGUUUUCCAAUAUCUGAUAUACCAACUGAUACUGAAGGAUCUAGUAAUUGGAUUCAUGAAUUAUAUCGUCAAAAAGAUAAAAUAUAUGAUUAUUUUGUUCAACAUGGUACUUUUGAAGGAAAUGGUUUACCUCGAACUGAAAUUUCAUAUAAUUAUUAUGAUUUAUUAAUUGAACUUGGAUGGAUGAUUAUUAUUGGUAUACCAUCAAUUAUUUAUUUGUUUCAAUUUCUUUCAACAAGUUCAUUAUUUGCUCAAAUAAUAUUUGUUAUUAUUAUAUGUAUUGGAACUAUUGGUGCACGAACAAUGAUUGCCGUAACAGAAACUGAACGAGGUUCUCAUUAUGGUGAAACAAGCAAAGAGGAUUAA
Molecule: messenger RNA, 1146 nt
Organism: Rotaria sp. Silwood1
Lineage: Eukaryota; Metazoa; Rotifera; Eurotatoria; Philodinida; Philodinidae
Source: the annotation of a GenBank genome assembly